UCCCAAACAAUGUGUCACCUGUACUACGGAGAAUCACUGCGCCCAUUCCUCACAAAAUAUGUUGAGGUAAAAGUGACGGACAGCAGAUGGUUUUGCCAUUUUUUCAUCUCUUCAUAUGAUUUGUGGAGAGGUCUUGAUACUUUGAAGACAAAAGAAAUCAGUUGUGACUACAGUUUAGAAAAAGGAGACAAAUCCCCUCGCAGUGAUGGAUACGACAUGAGCGCUUUCAUAAAGAAUGCACCAGUGCCCCAGCCCCAUGUGACUACAGCUGUAUUAGAGCCAGUGAAGACUACAACCCCAGGUCAUGUGACAGGAAGUGAGCCCAAAACCUCAAGUCCAGAGCCAACCACCACCAUCUUGAUGUCUGGAACCCAAAAUAUGGCAAUUUCAGCUGAACCUGCUCCAAAUUCCACUUUAAAAGAUGAUGUUUUGAAGACGGUUCAGCAGCCGACAUCAGUGAGGUGGGUUUGGAAGCUGGUGGUUCUGCUGACUGUCUGUGGAGUGACUGUGGGCAGUGUCCUCCUGGUGCUCUCAGUUCUCUGCACUAAACAAGCUCCUGCAAAUUCAAACCACACCAAAUCACAGGACAGUAACCUUGAUGCAGUUGACCCACAGAAUCCCACCAGCAGCAACAUGGCUGCGAGUGGAAGUGCAUGUUACAGUUUGAUCACGUCUGCUCCAGCAAUCAAGGGCACAUCCAUGAUCGACAGAAAGGAGCUUAAACGUGAAGUCCAAUAUGACAGCAGCACAUAUCACCUCUAUGCCACCAUCCAAGACGACCCACUCCCUGCAUCUGUGGUUGACAGCUAUCUUUAG
This is a messenger RNA of Periophthalmus magnuspinnatus, 816 nucleotides long. RefSeq lists its product as uncharacterized. NCBI's taxonomy places the organism in Eukaryota, Metazoa, Chordata, Actinopteri, Gobiiformes, Gobiidae. The record is from RefSeq and is a predicted model, not a curated record. Bases 10 to 816 code for a protein of 268 amino acids. The transcript has 11 exons.